This is a messenger RNA of Boeremia exigua, 2072 nucleotides long. RefSeq names its product kinase-like domain-containing protein. Lineage: Eukaryota; Fungi; Ascomycota; Dothideomycetes; Pleosporales; Didymellaceae. The transcript is spliced from 3 exons. The record is from RefSeq and is a predicted model, not a curated record. Gene Ontology annotation, cellular component: mitochondrion. The coding region runs from base 433 to 2019 and encodes 528 amino acids.
UGACAACUCAAAAGUGCCACGCCAUUGAUCCACACUGUUUACAUCAGUACCUACCUUGUGCUGAUCUCACUAAGACCUCGCGUUCGGUCACCUUCACGUGCGCCAAUGAUGUGUCGCAGGUCAUGACAAUAUCGAUACUACAACCCGCGUCACCGACUCUGACAACUUGAGCGUGUUAAAUACGCACCAAAGGAAAUCAGAUGUCCUCUGUACUGGAAGUUGUUCUGCUGACACAUCCUUUCUUCUCUGGCUUGGCGUGCCAUCCAAUCGGAGUGACACGCGUGUACAAGAAAGUCCGUACGCAGACCAUGCCAACCUUGUUUUCUAUUCCAUCUCUCAGUAUGAAAUUCUGGAGCGGCAAGCAUGCGAUAUCGUACAGCUCAUCUAGAACGCUUUCGAUACUCUGCCGGGGUAAGAUCGUCACCUGUUUGAAUGAGUAAUCAAGCUGUUAUAGGCGAGAGGCUAAGUCGCGAAGAGCUUUUCAAAUACACAAAUGGUCGCUUCUUGGUCAGAGAGAAGGAAUCAUGCGACCAAAGAUAUCUGGAAUUUGAUUUGGACCAACUCUGCGCUGUAGCCGCCUCUGUCAGCAGUAACAAAUCGCCUGUCCGCACAAUCGAGAAGCUCGAAGGUGGCUUCAGCAAGGCAUUAAUAAUGAGCAAAGAAGAUGGUACGGAGGUCGUUGCUAAACUUCCCUUCUCUAUUGCUGGCCCGUCCAGGUACCUAACAGCAUCUGAAGCAGCCGUUCUGCAAUACUUGCAUAAUCACACCCCAGUUCCGGUCCCUAAAGUCCUAGCAUGGAACGCCGACUCCUCAAACCCAGUUGGCGCCGAAUAUAUCAUAAUGGAAAAGGCUGCUGGCUGCCAACUAGUCAAAAAGUGGGGAGAGAUGGAAGAUCUAAGUCAUUUCGAAUUCAUCAAAAACCUUUGCAAGAUUGAAGCUGAUCUAGCGGCAAUUGCUUUCCCAGCAAACGGAAGUCUUUACCUCCGUGAGUCAAUGAGGGCCGGCGACAAGUACAAACCUCUAGCGCCUGAGAUAGACCCCUCUGGCUCUUUCUGCAUCAGGACGUCUUGCGAGCGGUCAUGGUUCGGCAAAGACGAAGCGGAAUCUAUACAGGCUCGCUUUGACCGAGGGCCAUGGCCCACUCUUCCUGCUUUUGGUAUUGCGCUUGUCAACCGUGAGAUUGCACGCAUCGAACAAAACCCCAAAGUUGUACUCUAUGGGCCACCACAAGGCUCUGUUGAGGAACAGAUCUCCACCUUGAACACGGCCAAAGAGGUCUUUCUCAAGAUGGACACAGACACUCUUCCUGGACGCUUGCCGUGGCCGACCUUGUGGUAUACCGACCUACACAUGGGAAACAUUUACGUUUCUGAGAAGGAGCCUACCCAAAUCGUCUCAAUUAUCGAUUGGCAAUCGAUCGUGAUCUCGCCUUUGUUCUAUCAAGUUCGCUUCCCUGAACUCAUAACCAUUGGUGAGGACUACGAGCUUGGACCUGAGAUACCAACGCUUCCGGAGAACAUCGACGAAAUGGACGACGAUGAUCAAGCAGUUCUAAGGUUCAAACACAAACAAGCAAUGAAAGGCAAAGCUUAUGAGGCUGCCAGCGGUUUCAAGAACAAAAAUGUCUUCAAAUCUAUCCGCCUUCCUCCCCUUUCUCGACAACUCUUCCUUCGUUGCGGAGAAGCGUGGGAAGAGGGCAUUGUACCUCUUCGAGUUUGCCUGAUUGCCAUAGCAGACGUAUGGAAAGAAGCUGGGUUUACCGGCGACUGCCCGUACGAGUUCAGCAAGGGUGAGAUUGAGCGGUAUCAGCAUGAAUUCCAAAAAUACCGGGAUCACCACAAGAUCUGUGAGCUCGCUCGGGAGUAUCUUGGUACUGAUACCGACGGCUGGAUUGCCCCUGAUGAUGACUUCAACGAGAAGCAGCAACGAAACAAGGAACUCCUUGACAUUUGCAUGGCUCAUUGUGCAGAGUAUGGUAAAUCGACCGAAGAAAUGCGGAAAAUAUGGCCAUACUUAUAAGGGUCUGGGUGUCGACCAUUCAACUUGCAAUAACGUACCACCGCGUGCGCCAA